CGCCACACCUGGUGAACGAUUUCAAAGAUUCAACCAUGAUUCAACGAAUCAGUCAGAAAAGUAAUCGGACUACAAGUCGCUACAAGUUCAAUCAACAGUUGGGACCCCUCCAGCCAGAUUCCAUCCAAUUCUAUCACCAUUACCCAAACUUAGGGUGGAUGUGGGAGUAAUAAUAGAUUAUAUCUGAUGUGCCCGAAAUUAUUGACCAGGGUCAAAAGGAUUUUCAUCUUUUGCCACACGUGCCCAAAAUGCAAUAAAUUGAUAAGCCGAAGUACAUUGAAAUCAGAUUGAAUCUGUUGGGAACAUAUAUGCCUUUAGAUACGAGUCUUUUGCAGGUUUUUACUUAGGAAGUUACAUAGGAGUUACGAUUUCCACUGUUACACCUGAAUGGCAUAUUGAGGAGGUAAAACAAUUAGUUUUUUUAAAAUUUCCUGACCCUCGAUCGAUCAAAUUUGGCAUUAUAUAAUAAUGCAGCAUUCAGAGAAAAAGUGAGUGCCUUGCCAACAAGUGAUAUCAAGAUUAAGAAUUCUGGUUGGAUUUUAACCCUGACGUACGGUUUUUGAAGGACUUCGUUUGAAUGUUAGAAAUGGAAUCCAGAAAACUCAAGAUUUUAUAUGGCAGCCAGACUGGAACAUCUCAAGAGGUAGCAGAAAGAUUCUGGAGAGAUUCUAAAAGAUAUUACUUUCAAGGGCCUGUUCUGGCUUUGGAUGACUAUCCAGUUACCCAAUUAAUUUUCGAGAAGCUGAUUAUAUUUGUUUGUUCAACUACUGGUGAUGGAAAGGAGCCAGAUAAUAUGAAAAAGUUUUGGAAGUUUUUGCUGAGGAAAAAUCUUCCUCUUGAUUCUUUAAAAGGAUUAAGGUUUGCUGUUCUGGGCUUAGGUGAUUCAUCAUAUACAAAAUUUAACUAUGCUGCAAAAAAGCUGUAUCGUCGCUUGUUGCAAUUAGGAGGAGUAGCAUUAUUGGACGUUGGCCUGGCAGAUGAUCAACAUGACCUAGGUCCUGACGCAGUGAUUGACAAAUGGUCUGAACAGUUAUGGAAAACAUUGGGUGAAAUUUUCCCACUACCUAAUGGAACUGAGCCACUUAGUAAAAACAAUUUAUUUUCAGCAAGAUGGACCAUUAAAAUACUGAAUACAGAAUCAGAAAAUAAUGACAUAGAAGUAAGUGACAUAAUUUGGAUACAAAAUUGUGAAAAACACACAGCAUCAUUAGAAGAAAACACAUGCUUACUGACCAUAAAGAAGAAUAUUAGAACUACAGCAGAAAGUCAUUUUCAGUUCUCAAACUCAAAACUGAUUUAUGAACCUGGAGAUGUUCUGUAUGUUCGACCACAAAAUUCAGAAAGCAGUGUUACAAUGUUUUUUGACAUUGUGUCAGAAAAUCCAAAGGCUAAACUGAAUCCUUAUAGCCUCAUUAGUGUUUGUGAAACAAGUUCUGAUGCUCCUGUACCUGAAGUUUUGCAACGUCCACUGACUUUAAAAGCGUGUGUAAAACAGUAUUGGGAUCUCAAUAUGGUGCCUCACAGAUUUUUCUUCAAACUCUUAUCACACUUUACUACAAAUGAACUGGAAAAGGAAAAAUUAGAAGAGUUUGUAUCUGUAGAAGGACAACAGGAAUUAUUUAACUAUUGUAAUAGGCCGAGGCGGACCAUUCUGGAAGUUUUAGCAGAUUUUCCUAAUGCUGCUGCAAACAUUCCUUUGAAUUAUCUGUUUGAAUUAUUGAGACCGAUUAAACCUAGAGCAUUUUCUAUAGCAUCAUCUCCUAAAAAACAUGAAGGAGAAUUGCAUUUACUGGUUGCAGUGGUCAAAUAUAAAACUAAACUUUUCCUUCCUCGACUUGGUUUGUGCUCUAAUUGGUUAGCCUCUCUAAACGAGCAUUAUUCAGCUCCAGUAUGGGUUAAAAAAGGAACAUUCAGAUUCCCUUCUACAUUGGAUACUCCUGUAAUAAUGGUAGGUCCAGGAACGGGUGUUGCUCCAUUUCGUAGUUUUAUCCAAGAGAAAGUUGCUUUGAACCAAGCCAGAGCGGAUUUACUGUAUCUCUUCUUUGGUUGCCGAAAUCAUGAUGGAGACUUCCACUGUAGAGAUGAAUGGUUAACGUACGUGCAACACAUUAUGAAAGAGCAAGCUGCUUUGUUGUGGUCUCUAUUUUCAUCUCAGCAAGCUUCUUUUUAUUUGGCUGGAAGAUCAGAUAACAUGCCAGCUGCAGUAAAAGAUGUACUUAUUAAUGAUGUGGCCUGUUCUUAUGGACAGCUGUCUUCUGAGGAAGCUAGUCAGUGGUUAGCAAGGUUAGAAGCUUGUGGAAGAUAUCAGGUAGAAACAUGGUCAUAAAACAUUGUAUACAAAAUAAAUUCAAUAAAAGUAUUAAAUUGUACUUGCAAAUUUUACAAUUCUUUUAAUAACAAAGUUGAGGUAAACAAAGAACAUCUUAAUCCUGGAAAUUUUGAAAAUAUCAUUUUUAAUUCCAACUUGUUUCAUGGAUAGAGUUUUCAGAACAUUGCCAAAUCACAGCCUUAUUCUGAUCAAUGAUUUGUAAUUCUAUGCUUCAAUCAGUCUGAUGGGAACCCAUACACUUUUAAUGUCCCUGCAUCACGCUUACGAUCAUAUGUAUCUUUAUCAUCACAAGCAAAUGCAAGUAAGUACUGACUAGGAUGCCAUGCUACUGUAAAAGUAGCUGCUUCCACUGGUAUGUCAACAACCUUUUCUCCAGUCUCUACCUCACCAACAUCAAUCACCAAGUCUUCAGAUGCUGAUGCUAAUAACCGUCCAUCAUGGCUGAAACUGAUGGUUCUUACUGGCCAAUCCAAUCUUGAAAAUGUACGCAAGCAUGCCAAUUCUUCUACAUCCCACAAUGAAACUAAAGCAUCUGCAGAUCCUGUUGCAAAAUAACGGCCAGUGGGAUCCAACUCUAUACAAAUACAGGUACCAGGAUGAGCUUUCAGCACUUGUUGUAACUCCAAGUCAGGAUAGCUCAAUAUAUGAAUGCAUCCUUGCCCAUUAGUUAGAAAAAAUAAGUUACUCUGUUUAUUCCAAGCAAUUUCAUUAACUUCAAAAUUAAAUUGUUCUUCAGCUUUUAUUUUGUGUGUUCUAGUGUCUAUAAACGUAACCAAAUCUUCUUUAUUGCCUACAGCUAUGGUGUUACCAUCUGGUGUCCAUGCAAUAUUGAUAUUCUCACCUUUCGUCACAAUAGUUGCAGCACAUUUUUGUGAUCGUGUAUCCCAGAUGCGGACACUUUUAUCGCCACUUGCAGUACUAAGCAAGUCUGUAUUGAACGAAUGCCAGCAGAGUUGAUCGACACUUCCCCCAUGACCGCGAAACGUAAAUUCUUUAUUCUGAAGAACAAAAAAUGAAAGCAACACAAAAAAUUACAAUAGACUUUAUUUUAAAAUUUACAAAUAAAUACUAACCAGCCUAUCUCUAUCCAGUGUGAAAAUGGAAACUGAUUUAUCAAAUGAACCCGAAGCCAACCGGCGCCCAUCACAACUCCAGCCAACCGAGUGUACUUUUGAAGUGUGAGCCUGGUAUUCCCUUGUUUUAUUGUGGCUCUUGAAAUGUUCUUGUAGUUCAUCAAUCUCACUGAAAAAUGCCAUAACCGCAUUUAAAUUAUUCGCACUGAAAGCAUCAUCACUCGAUUGUGAUCACUUGGCCCAAUCCAAUCCUAUCACAGAACAAAGAAGGAACAUACAUCUCGUUGGACGUGCUUCUACCACUGCAACUGUCGCGGGAUACAGUUGCCGUGGAGGUAAGAGAAUGCUUGAGUUGGUAUUAAGAGAUCAGUACAAUUGUAGUAUUAUGAAUAGUUAAGUAUUAUAAUAUUAUUGCAGAAUAAGUAAAAAAUGUCGUAUUUCAAUAUUGUUUGAAAAGCAACGAGAAGUGCUGUUCUGGUCACCUUGUAAUUAAGGCUAAAAUGCAACCUGUGAAAAUUGGGACUCGUGUGGGCAGGGGUAUGCAUAAGCGACUGUCGACUUACUUUUUGUAAUUUUCGUUUCGUUUUGUGUGGGCAAAUACAAACAUUUCCAGAAAUCAAUAUUUGCCAGGGUAGGGAAACUUGCCGGUCAAAACGGGGUAAUGAUUUUUGCGCCAUCUACAACAGUUCGAACGUGAGCGAACUAAACGUGUG
Messenger RNA from Gryllus bimaculatus (two-spotted cricket), 4115 nucleotides. Lineage: Eukaryota; Metazoa; Arthropoda; Insecta; Orthoptera; Gryllidae. The record is from the annotation of a GenBank genome assembly.